This is a messenger RNA of Candoia aspera, 4130 nucleotides long. RefSeq names its product limbic system associated membrane protein (gene LSAMP). The transcript is spliced from 7 exons. The record is from RefSeq and is a predicted model, not a curated record. The coding region runs from base 600 to 1616 and encodes 338 amino acids. NCBI's taxonomy places the organism in Eukaryota, Metazoa, Chordata, Lepidosauria, Squamata, Candoiidae.
AGGAGCAGGAGGAGGGGGAGGCAGGCAGGCGAAGUCGCAGCUUCUUGCCUUAGGGGGCUCGCUUGCCCUUUCGGAGCUCUUUUGGACGCCUUGAUUUGUUUGUUUUCGUCUCUCUCCCUCGCUCCCCUCCCGUCGUGGUCUGGCUUCUCUGCCCCUACCUUCCUCUGUUGUUAUUGUGUGUGUGUGUGUGUGUGUCUGUGUGUAACCGCUUCCUCGCCCGCUUUCUUCGUCUCGAUCUCUGUCCGGCUUGCAUUUGGGGGACUUAAACAAGCAAAAAGAGCGCGCGCGAGGAACAACAAGACGUUCUCUCUUUCCCACCCCGAGGCAGCGAAAGAGAGAGGGUGGGGGGAGGAGAAGCGUAAAAGAGGAGCCAAGAGGCAGCGAGCGAGGACCGGGUCGGGAAGCGAGACCCCAAGAAGCCGCGAGGACCGAUCAGCUGGGGAGGCAGAGUUGUGCGGUUUUCGAUCGCUGGCCGGAUAUUACCUCCCUCGCCUGCUGCCCCCUCCCUCUUCCCUUUUCUGGGUUUAAAUCCACCAUCCUCCGAGCGCCGAGAGCGCGUGAGAGAGAGACGGAAAAGUCCAUCCUUCGCAACUCCAGCCAUGGUGGGAAGGGCUCAGCCCGAUCGGAGACAAUUCCCGUUGGUCCUACUGAGACUGCUUUGCCUUCUCCCUACAGGGCUGCCGGUCCGCAGCGUGGAUUAUAACCGAGGCACUGACAACAUCACGGUGAGGCAGGGAGACACAGCUAUCCUCAGGUGUUUUAUAGAAGACAAAAGCUCCAAGGUGGCCUGGUUAAAUCGUUCUGGCAUCAUUUUUGCUGGUCAGGACAAGUGGUCUCUGGACCCCCGAGUAGAGCUCCAACAGCUUUCCCUUCUGGAAUACAGCCUCCGGAUCCAGAAAGUGGAUAUCUAUGAUGAAGGGUCAUAUACAUGCUCAGUGCAAACACUGCACCAUCCCAAGACUUCUCAAGUUUAUUUGAUUGUUCAAGUUCCACCAAAGAUCUCCAACAUCUCUUCAGAUGUCACUGUGAAUGAAGGAAGUAAUGUGACCUUGGUGUGCAUGGCGAAUGGACGUCCUGAACCUGUCAUCACCUGGAGGCACCUCACCCCAACAGGCAGGGAAUUUGAAGGUGAAGAAGAGUUCCUGGAGAUCCUGGGAAUAACACGAGAGCAGUCAGGCAAAUAUGAGUGCAAAGCUGCAAAUGAGGUUUCCACGGCUGAUGUCAAGCAAGUCCGGGUCACUGUGAAUUACCCGCCAACUAUCACGGAGUCCAAGAGCAAUGUAUCUGCUACAGGGCGGCCAGUUUCCCUUAAGUGUGCAGCCUCUGCUGUGCCUACGCCUGAUUUUGAAUGGUACAGAGAUGACACUAGGAUAAAUAGUGCCAAUGGUCUGGAGAUCAGGAGCAUAGGGAGCCAGUCCUUCCUGACAGUGACCAAUGUCACUGAAGAACAUUAUGGCAACUAUACCUGUGUCGCUACCAACAAACUGGGAAUCACAAAUGCUAGCCUAUUUCUUUACAGACCUGGUACAGGAAUUGCAGGCAAUGGAUCAAUGUGUCUGGCCGUACCACUGUGGCUGUUGGCAGCGUCUGUGUUCUGCCUACUCAGCAAAUGUUAAUAACAGCUGAAAUAAAAACCCAGCAACAUCAAGAACAACACACAAAGCAAAACAAAAAUGUCAUACAGGAGACAGAGCAACAAAGAGUGGGGGGAGGGAAAGGACAACUUCUUUCACAACUUUUGUGUGUGCCACAACAAAGGGGAGAAAUUUCAAUGAAAGAAGAAUCAGCCACAUUUAUUCUAACAACUGUCAAGUCACUGACCAUCUGGGAGUAUGGGAGACAGAUUAUUACACUAAGGAGGCUGGAUUCUUCUAAGGAUGCUGAGAUGCUGUAAAAAGAAACAAUGAAAUUUCACUUUAUUAUCUCCAUUCCCUCAUAUCAUUUUCUCCUCCCUCUUUCCUUUCCCUCCCUCCCUCCUUCAAGGAAAGAAAUGGCCUUUGCUUUGAUGUUGAUAGCCAUAAUCUUUUAAUUGGCUUGGUAAUUUCUUAAAGUGAUAUUUAGCUUUUUCAGAUACCUGUAAAGAAUGAUGCAGAGUUCUCUAGCAUACUGGUGUCCCAUGAAGAAACUCCGCACAGCCCUUACCUCACUGCCUCUCCCUUAGGCUGUCCCAUAUAUUUCUGGGUGUCUUAGCCCAUGAUGCUUUGAGGAUGAUAAAACUUAAAAAUUCUACUCAUCUGCCCUUUUGUUCUUGCCAGUCUCCCUGUCUCCCUCUCUUUCUGUCAUGUAUGUAUGCGUGCAUGUUUCUGUGUAUGUGUGCAUCUCUCUCUUUCUCUCUCUCUUUCUCUCUCUCAAAAGCAUGCAAAGAAAACAGUCCCUGUGUACAUAAACUCAUCCCUGUAGAUAAUGGCUUGCAUUGCACAUGAGGAUGACUGUUUCGCUUGGAUGUCAAUUCUGCGAGAUACACAAUGGUUUUUCCAAAAGAUUUUGCUUUGACUUCUUCCUGCAAUCCCAGUUUUAGAAUCUAAAAUUUAGAGCACAUCCUUAUUCUCCUGUUAAAUUUGGAGAGCAAUCAAGUGUAACCUGUUUGUUACCCUCAUUGCUCUUCAAUUUUUCUCUGUCUACCUAGCCUUAGAUAGGGCCAAAGAUUCUGAGCCUCAAGGAGUCUGCAGAUUCCAUUACCCUUGAGCAUGUUCACUCUUGACUGAAUGAGGAUCACAUAGUAACAAUUGUAGUUUUAAUAGUUCAUUUGUCCAAAUCCCCAUUCCAUUCACUGCAGAGAGAGGGAGUUGAAAAAUCAGCAAAAGUGGCUCAGUCUAGGCUAUGCAGGGUAUAACUGGAUCCAGACUUAGAGAAUUGAAGAUAAAUGUUUAAUGGGCUCCAGAUGUUCCAGGAAGCUAGAGAAACCUGGACAGGGUAGACAGCACAUGUUAGCAUACAUGUUGCAUAGUGGUAGAAUGGCAUAUAUAAGGCUCUGAGGUUUUGUCAUGGGACGAAGAGGAUGGUAGGUUACCAUUAUUGGUUGGAGAAGAGCAAUAAAGUAUAUCACUUAUAGCAGCGGUAGGCCAUAUACAAUCCUCAUCCCACACCAUCAGCUAUGCUGGUUAUGUCUAAUUGUACUUCAAGAACAUAUGAAUGGCCAUAUUUUGUCUAGCCCCAACGUAAACCAUUUGUAGUAUGGCUGUGUGUUGUGUAUGCCUGAUACUGAUCCUGCAAUUAUUUACUAUCUUUUACUUGCAUUAGUGGCCAUCUUUCCUAUGCUUGGACAGGGUCAUGUCAGGCAGUCCCCCUCACUGUGGGUGGUUUGUGAGAACACUUGUCACAGAAAGCAGCUAGCAUAAAAGGGGAAUAAAAAGACAAAUCUUUGAGUGAGAAGAAUAGCUAAUCUUUUGCCAUAAGGAUUUUUAUCUUGCAGCUGUUCUAAUGAAUUAACCUGUGGCUACAAUUAUUCUAACUAAGGAUGUAUGAAUCUCUAAAGUUCCUGCCUUCUUAAAAUCCAUAUUUGUAAAUUUAUAUUCUGGGCCAGCAGUCUUUUUUCUACAGAUUAAAAAAAAAUCAUAGAAAAUUUUGAAUGCAUACUUGCAACAUGUCAUAAUAUAUAGAGGCCUUAUAUGGAUUUCCCCAAAUUUAUGUAACUAUUAACGUAAAUUUUCGAAAACCUUUUUUAAAAUGUGAAUCACUGUGUUUCUUUCCUUGACAGUUAAAUUCCCUAAUGCAGAGUUUUAAACUACAGAGUUUUCUGAAGUAAUCUCUUAAAAAACCCUACUGCUGUCUAUAUGUACUUUAAGUAAUGUGCUUUUUUUGAGAAUUUUUGUAGGAAGGCAAAAGCUAGCAGAAUUUUGAGCCUAGUUUUAAUCCUACUAUAAAGUGUGAUGGGAAUGGAAAAUUCAAAUUCACUUUUGGAAUUGGUGUUGUAAUGUUUUUCUCUCCCUAACACUGACCCCUGUGCCUGGUCAAUUUUCACAAGGAAGUUAUUUUCUUCCUUUAAUAAGGUAGUGGGAAAACCUGUCCCAACCUCAGGAUGGUGAAUUAUACCCUACACGACAUGCAUAACCAUCAUACAGCAACAAUACAAGCUUGCUUAUAACUAUGCUAAAGUAAAUGUAAUUUUGCAACAAUAAAAAAAUUAACGU